UUUCUAGACCAACAACUACACAAUUUUCGCGACUUCAACCUAGAUCGUGAGAUCUAAUCACACUCAUCUGUCUACUCGUGAAUUUAGGAAUAGAGAAGUCUCAUCAACAUGGACACUUCUGCCGCAUCCGACCUUGUGGACGACCUCAGCGCCAAUAUCGACGAGCUUACUGCAGCUCUCCAACCUCUGAUCACCAAACCAAUAGACUCAACAGCCUCAACCUUCGCUCUGCCCAUAGAUAAAGCAAAAUUUUAUGCUUUGAGCACAUACGCAAUCGGCUCCAUUCUACACAGCUAUGAGCGCCUCAGUGCUGCAUCAAACCCGCAGGAAUACAGAUCUCACCCAGUCAUGACAGAGCUUAAGCGCGUGCAACAAUACAUGCAGAAGAUUGACGCAAUUGAAAACCCAAUUCCCGUAAAGACGCUGGAUACGGCUGCUGCUGGACGAUUCGUAAAGGCUGGGCUGGCAGGGAAUGACAAGUACGACGCCCAGAAGGCAGGGAAGAUAGACGGGGACAAGAUGGCAGCAAAGAGAAAGCUCGAGGAAAUGCCAGGUUAUUAUGAAGCAGAAAUCAAAAAGAGUAAGAGCAAAAAGAAAAAGUCAAGGAGGAGCGAGCAUUCUGUUCUGGAUGUGGAUGAGAAAGACUUGGAGCUUGUGAAGCCGAUCAUAAGCCAGGAGCAGAAGUCAGCAGAAAAGAAGAACAAAAAGGCAACUGGCGGCCUCACAGGUACCUGAGCUGGGCAAUGGUUCUUUACGACAGGCCUCAUAUCGAGUGUGAGAAUUCUGAGACGGCAGUAGUUAUUCCUGAAUGUCCGCAAUGAGCAGGAAACUGCGACUGCUGCGGGCUUCCUACAAGCCAGCAUAAGUACCAGUCUGGCUAGGUGUUUCAAUUACAUCUGCCCAAGCCACGAUGUCGCAGAAGGGCUGGCGCAUCAUGUCUUGAGGCCUCAGGGAUACUAUCCAGCCAUAUCGUCGCGUCUGUAUGAGUCUGGAUCCAACAUUCGUCCCCCAGCUCAAGGCUUGACAUGUUGAGCCAGCUUGAGAGAGGAUUAGAUGCCAGAUGCUUUAAAUGACAGUGCGCGCACAAAAGCUGUGUCCGUUCGCAGCUCUAAUUAAUG
Messenger RNA from Verruconis gallopava, 1118 nucleotides. RefSeq lists its product as uncharacterized. Lineage: Eukaryota; Fungi; Ascomycota; Dothideomycetes; Venturiales; Sympoventuriaceae. Bases 109 to 735 code for a protein of 208 amino acids. The transcript has a single exon. Gene Ontology annotation, molecular function: DNA binding; RNA binding. The record is from RefSeq and is a predicted model, not a curated record. Gene Ontology annotation, biological process: regulation of gene expression; maturation of 5.8S rRNA. Gene Ontology annotation, cellular component: nucleolus; exosome (RNase complex).